CGUGUGCUUGCUUUAAAAAUACACAUGCAUAUAUAUAUAUAGAUAUAUGUAUAUAUCUAUAUAUAUAUACAUACAUAACAAAUAUUUAUAUUAUGUGUUGUUGCCUGACAGGCUGUGAACUCUUAAACUAUAAUCAUUUCCGGGGUCAGCUUUUACCGUCGAUACAUAACCGUUUCUCUCAAAGACUUGUCACCCGUCACAGCUUUUAUGUCCGCUCCUCUGCUAAUUGCCGCUGUUGUUGGCGGUGGGGUCCUGCUUCUUAUGCGGCGUUUAUUCCCCCGUCAGAAAGCCGUUAAGUUGCUCCGUUAUUCAGGAGAAACUAUGCGAGGCAAGACAGUCAUCGUGACCGGGGCAAACAGCGGGAUAGGGAAGGCCCUGGCCGGGGAGCUUCUGAAGCUCCGUGCCCGGGUCAUUAUGGCUUGCCGGGACCUGCGGAGCGCCGAGGAGGCAGCCCAGGACAUCAAGAAGCAAGCAGGACCAGAAAAUGGGGAGGUGGUCAUCAAACACCUGGACCUGGCUUCUCUUAGAUCAGUCCGAAAUUUCUGUGAGGAGGUGACUCAGGAGGAAUCCCAGGUUGAUGUGCUCAUCAACAACGCCGGUGUCUACCAGUGUCCCUACACAAAGACAGACGAAGGUUUUGAGAUGCAGCUCGGUGUGAAUCACUUGGGUCACUUCCUCCUCACUCACCUGCUGCUGGACCUCCUGAAGGCUUCGGCCCCUAGCCGCAUCGUGGUGGUUUCCUCUAAACUUUACAAAUAUGGCCACAUCAACUUCGAUGACCUGAACAGUGAAAAUAACUACAAUAAGGCCUUCUGCUACAGUCAGAGCAAACUGGCCAACCUUCUGUUCAUGCUCGAGCUGGCCCGUCGCCUCGAGGGGACGGGGGUCACAGUCAAUGCUCUCACCCCGGGGAUCGUGAGGACCAGGCUAGGCAGACACAUCCAAAUCCCCCUCCUGGCAAAGCCGCUGUUCUACCUUGCCUCGUUGGUCUUUUUCAAGAGUCCAUUGGAGGGGGCUCAGACUCCUCUCUAUCUGGCCUGCUCCCCGGAGGUGGAAGGAGUGUCAGGGAAGUGCUUUGCUAACUGCAAGGAGGAGGAGCUGUUACCCAAAGCCACAGAUGAGGAGGCAGCCAAGAAACUCUGGGACAUAAGCAGGAGGAUGGUUGGACUCGCUGACUGAGCAGAGUCCAGCUCUGUGGAUGGAGUUUGGGGAGUGGACUUAAGUGUUCUUGGACCUGAUAGCUAAUCUCUUGCAGCCCCACAGACACCAUUCUACAAGCGUCCACUUGCAAUAAAUAAAAGAACUAUUUCCAUCCUGAGGAUAAGAACAUUAAUUGAACAGCAUAUUGUAGAGUGAAGUGCGAUAGUGGUGUGUGUGCAAGAGUGCCACAAUGCUUAGAGAUUGUAUAAAGAUUUGAAUUUAAAGGUGUGCCUCUCAAAGUGAUGUUUAAAAAACAAUGAAGCAGUGUUAUGUGAAAUAAUCUGCUUACUUCUCAAUAACCCUCCAGGUUUGCUUCUCCCCUAAUUUUUAAUAAGCUAAAUAGCUUUCCAAUUUCCACACCAUUUAAGAAAUCAGCUUGCAGACAGCCGUAGCAAGGUUAUAUAAGUACAUGUAAACAAACCCUCACUCCCUAGAAAGACUCAGUAGGGGGAGAAACAUUUCCCUGUCUUUGACAAAAACAUUUCAUAGAACCAGAUGUGAAAAUUAACUCUAAACUUGCUAAUUUAUUAUAUUCUGUAAUGAAUCUAAUGCAUAGAUUCCAGUUUUGUGUCUUGACCUAGAGUCAGACAGGCAGCCUCGGAUCAAAAGGAGCAAACUCUCGGGUACAUCGCCUCAUAGAGUUCUUCAAAGCUACGCUGAGUUGUCACAUUUUCCCGUCAGUGCUUGUGCUCUGCAGUUCCUGGAGUGAAACGCGUAUCUGUUUCAGGUUCAGCUGUGGUGUUGGAAAGCUAAAUUUUUGCAUGCUUUAGCAUCUGCUUUGCUGUGCAGAGGAAGGAGAGGUGGUGGAGUGAUAACAGUUGAUCCAGUUCCCUUCAUCUUGAUGUGUUUGAAGUGUAAAUGCUUUCUGCUAGGACAGUAAGGUUAGCGAUGCCGAUCGGUGAGCUCCCGCUGCGCUGCAACUCCCUCCUGUGGAUGGAUUGAGAGUCCUCUUACCUCAUUUUAUUAUUUAAAGUUCAAAGGCAUUUGAAUAAAUUCAAGAGCAUUUCCAGACCAUUUACUCAAUUGCUAUGUGUGCUAAAAGAACCAGUUUUCAAAUGAUACCAAAGGGUAUUUAGAGAACAACUGCAACUAAUCAUUUUCCUACCAGAAUAAUCAAUUUUUCCCAGUUAAUCGAUCAAAUGAAAACUAUCCUUCAUGAUAUUAACAUUUCUCAAACAGCAUAUACUCAGUAUUCAAAUAUUUUAAGGCUACAGUGAUGUCACAGAAAAAACUCAAAUCCUCAGAUUUAAGAGGCUGAUGCCAUAAUCUCAAGCUUCAUCACUUAUCAGGGAGCAUCAAGCAUAUACUUUUGCACAAAUUAUUGGCCUGCAUCAGGCAAAGAAUACUACUAAAAAGAGUGAUGAAACUGCUAAAAUCAGUGUAUUAUUAAAACCAGGAAGUAGUGGUGAGCCAUCGUCUUCAAGGAAGAAAUGUGGUCGGGGGGAAAAAACCUAAAUGAUCGUGAAAUCAAGAUCGAAACACCAAAGCUGGACUUUGGAGAUAUGGAAAAAGGUGAUGUGGUGUGAUGAGUCUAGUGAGAGUGGUUAUACUCUGGUGAUUGAUAAAUCAGGACAAGAACAGACGUGGAUGAAGCACUUACCUUACAGGUCUGUGGGGGUAGUGUGUGGGGUUGCUUCAGUUGGUCAGGUUUAGGUUAGGCAAUGCUAUGUACCCAAAAGUGUACCAAAAGGUCAGCUGACUACCUGAAUACACUGAAUGAGCUGGUUUGUCCAUCAGUACUUUUCUUCCAUGACCACACCGGUAAAUUCCAAGGUGACAAUGUCAAGGUUUAGUGGGGAUCAAAUUGAAAAACAGUGGCUCAGAGAGCAGGAAACAUAAUUUUUACACAUAUAUUGGUCAUCACCGAGUCCACACUUUAACCCCACUGAGAAUCUCUUGAAGA
Oreochromis niloticus (Nile tilapia) is the source of this 3103-nucleotide messenger RNA. RefSeq names its product retinol dehydrogenase 14b (gene rdh14b). The transcript has 2 exons. Lineage: Eukaryota; Metazoa; Chordata; Actinopteri; Cichliformes; Cichlidae. The coding region runs from base 208 to 1179 and encodes 323 amino acids. The record is from RefSeq and is a predicted model, not a curated record.